GUUAAUAGUCAUCACGUUUCAUCUCCUUACUGCCAGGUCCUGACUUCUCCGAUAGACAGUCACAGCGAUGGAUUUAGAAUUCUCUGCAGCUACGUAUAUUGUGCUGGCUUUAUCCAUAUUAUACAUCCUUAAUAUUCUGUAUAAGUGCAACAAUGGCAACGUCAAAAAUUUUCCUCCUGGACCAUGGGCUUGGCCACUCAUUGGAAAUUUGCAUAUUAUAGAUUUGAAGAAAGCACACAUAAGUUAUCGAGAGCUUGCAAAGAAAUAUGGUGAAGUGUUUAGCGUGAAAAUGGGUACAAAACAAAUAGUGGUGUUGGCUGGAUAUGAAGCUGUUAAAGAUGCUCUCGUCAAUUACGCUGAAGAGUUUGGAGGAAGAGGGAAAACCAGAAUAUUCAUAAACAUGGACAAGAAUUUAGGUGAGACU
Nanorana parkeri is the source of this 424-nucleotide messenger RNA. Its product is annotated as cytochrome P450 2K1-like. Gene Ontology annotation, cellular component: intracellular membrane-bounded organelle. The record is from RefSeq and is a predicted model, not a curated record. Gene Ontology annotation, molecular function: heme binding; oxidoreductase activity, acting on paired donors, with incorporation or reduction of molecular oxygen; iron ion binding. Lineage: Eukaryota; Metazoa; Chordata; Amphibia; Anura; Dicroglossidae. The transcript is spliced from 2 exons. The annotation marks the transcript as partial.